CUUUUUGUGGCUUUUUUCAGACUGUUUAGGUCUAUCGGUCAGUGCUGAAGCUCCGCGCGAACUGUGUAUAUCAUUCACAUAUAUCGCACUUAAAAUAACAAAAAAAGCGAAGUUACCGGUUUGGUAUUUUUGUUGACAUCUACAACAUAUGGAUCGUCAGCGCUUUGUUUUUAAAACGGGCUAAACCGUCUCUGUUUAGUAGGAAAUAAAUCAGCAGAGCUAGCUGAAGUAGCAGACAGCGUCAGUGGAGGCUCGAAUAACCGGAGGAGUAGCUUUUACUCGUUGGAUGUCACUACGUUAGAUCCACUGUCAGCUAACGCGUCCAACAGCAUAUUCCGCACUCGGUCGCGGUGUAAAACGGUUUUUUCAAACAAUCAGAACGCUCUGCUCAAGCUGUCGUUUAUGGGAUCACCAUGUCCAUGAAGCCGCAGGCCGGUGGUAAUCGCAAACCCGGCGGAAGCACCAGCGGAGCCGCAGCGGCCUCCGGUACCGGGGGAGCAGGAGGAGGCGUCGGACGCCAGAACAUAGGAAGAGGACGCAACAAUGCCAAAGGACCCUCCAAUGCAGUGGCCUUUAGUGGGGUUUAUGCAAACAUGAGAAUGGUUCAUGUUUUGACCUCAGUUGUGGGAACCAAAUGUGAACUUAAGGUUAAAAAUGGACUGAUCUAUGAAGGAGUUUUUAAGACCUAUGGCCCAGAGUGUGACAUUGUCCUGGAUGCUGCGCACAGGAAGAGUGUAGACCCCAGUGUGGGCCCUCGCCGUGAGGAUAUUGUGGAGAGCAUUAUCUUCAAGUCCUCAGAUGUAGUGGUAGUUCACUUCAAAGAUGUGGACCUCAGCUAUGCCAAGAAAGUCUCAUCAGAUGCAGAUAACUUCACAGACAGUGCUGUGAGUGCCCGUCUUAAUGGAGAGCACAAAGAGAAGGAUCUGGAACCCUGGGAUGGAGGGGAGCAGCACAUCUCAGGCAGCAUGGAGUCUCUUGACACUGAUCUGGUGAGACAACAGUCAACAAAUCUUGACAUAAUGUAG
Molecule: messenger RNA, 1025 nt
Organism: Carassius gibelio (silver crucian carp)
Lineage: Eukaryota; Metazoa; Chordata; Actinopteri; Cypriniformes; Cyprinidae
Product: ataxin-2-like
Exons: 7
Coding region: 414-1025 (203 amino acids)
Biological process (GO): cytoplasmic stress granule assembly
Cellular component (GO): cytoplasmic stress granule
Molecular function (GO): RNA binding
Source: RefSeq, a predicted model, not a curated record